Messenger RNA from Rana temporaria (common frog), 1628 nucleotides. RefSeq names its product inositol polyphosphate-5-phosphatase A-like. The record is from RefSeq and is a predicted model, not a curated record. Gene Ontology annotation, molecular function: inositol-polyphosphate 5-phosphatase activity. Bases 283 to 1446 code for a protein of 387 amino acids. Lineage: Eukaryota; Metazoa; Chordata; Amphibia; Anura; Ranidae. Gene Ontology annotation, biological process: phosphatidylinositol dephosphorylation. The transcript has 16 exons.
CUUGGUGACAUUAUAUCUGUGUGGCCUCUAAGUCCUUGUGUCAUAUUGUAUAGUCUGUAUUUCGCACUCUUUGUCAUUCAUUCUCUUCUAUUAUUUAUUCUUUGCUUUUCUCUGUAUAAUUCAUUCUUUGUCAUUUGUGCCUUGUGGUCAUUGUGCCAUUUGGUGCAGCCUGAGCUAUUCAUUCCGUAUCACCUCUUCCUUGUGGUCUUCCUGCCAUUCUGUGUAGCCCGACUCAUUCAUUCCGUGUCACCUGUACCUACCUUCCAGUGACUGAUCUGAAUUAUGGAGAGCCUGGGGAUCCUGCUCAUCACUGCCAACAUUGGCUCUAUGUCCGAUGAGCCAGGGGAGAUUGAAAAAAACUGGCUUCAGGAAUUCUAUAAGACGGUACAGGAGCACCAGCCGGCUUUCAUAGCUCUUCAUCUGCAGGAGUUCGGGGGGAAGAAUUACCAAGGGAAUAUGGGGUCUGCGGAAACCUUCAUCAGGACGCUAAUACAGAGUGAAGAGAUGUCGCAGUAUGACUGGGUUCGAGCUUUCAUAGACAAUGACUUUAUGCAACCAGACAGCUUUACAGCUCUCGGCUCUGUCUAUUUUAUACACAGCUCUCUACGUACGGUUCAGAUCUAUGACUUUAAAGACAGGAACUUCGUCUCUCUGUCUGGACAGACCAUAUGUAUGGGCUCUCUUGAAGACUGCCACAUUGUGCAUAAGGAGAGAUUCCCACAGGACUUCUGGACCGAGUUUCCCUGGACUCGCAAGGGAUUCAUGAGGACACGUUGGCUAGUCCACAACCGGGUGUUUGAUCUUGUGAACCUCCACCUGUUCCAUGAUGCUUCAAAUCUUGUCUCAUCUGACUGCUCUCCCUCUGUAUAUAGCUCCAACCGUAGGAGAGCAUUGACCCAUGUACUCACUAGGUUAGAGGAUGGCUGCAAUGUACCAUUUUUCCUGUUUGGAGAUUUUAAUUUCCGUUUGAAUUUAAAAAGCCUAAUCCAGGCUCAGGGCUGGUCCCCAAGUUUCACUGGAGAAACAAGCAAACAAACUGUACUAUAUGAACAAGAUGGAGAGGUUCAGCUUGUCAUGAAGUGUAAACGGUUUGAAUAUCAGGAUGUGAAGAUAUUUCAGGAUGACAGUGAACAUAUGCUGCUGCGCUUUGACCAUGAGCCAGUACCAUUUCUGAAUGAGCUGAAUGAGGUCCAGAUCUCCUUCCCGCCCACUUACCCGUUCAGUGAAAAUGUUACAGAACCUUCAGAGUUCAUGGGUACACGAUGUCCAGCAUGGUGUGACCGCGUCUUGAUGUCUCACUCUGGCCGGGCUCUAAUUCAGAAGGUUAAGGAGGGGGAAGACUGUGUGAAGUAUCAGCGGAUUGGAGGAGACGUCUGUAUGGGCGAUCACAAGCCUGUGUAUCUCUACUUUGAGAUGGAGUCACCAUUAGAACUGCCUGACAACUGACAGGCAGACAACUGGAUCACACUACAGAUAAAUGGCGUCGCGGUUCGCUGCAUCAGAUCACUUUUUAUAUAUGUUACCCCCAGAGGUAACUUUGUUUAGGUCUAUCUUUUACAAUCAUUGAUAUUUAUAAUAUUGUUUUGUUUUAUUUAAAAUACAAUUUGUAUAAAGUGCUCUUACUGUAA